Hemicordylus capensis (graceful crag lizard) is the source of this 2386-nucleotide messenger RNA. Its product is annotated as lysosomal acid glucosylceramidase-like. Bases 465 to 2078 code for a protein of 537 amino acids. Gene Ontology annotation, molecular function: glucosylceramidase activity. Gene Ontology annotation, biological process: glucosylceramide catabolic process. Lineage: Eukaryota; Metazoa; Chordata; Lepidosauria; Squamata; Cordylidae. The record is from RefSeq and is a predicted model, not a curated record. The transcript is spliced from 12 exons.
AGAGAUAGAAGGAAUUGUGUAAACAUGCCACUGCAGGGAUAUACUAGUGAUAUAGGAACGUGGUUGUGGGGUGUUUGUCCACCAGGGGGCACUGCAGCCCUAAGAACGAAUUGACAGCUCUAAUUUUAUUGAUUUUUAAAUUAACGUUUAUUUUAUUUAUUUAACAUUUAUAUGCAGCUCUUCCUCCGAGGAGCUCAGAGCGUUGGACAUGGUUAUCUUUAUUCUCACCACAACCCUGUGCGAUAGGUUAGGCUGAGAGAGACAUGACUGGCCCAGCGUCACCCAGCUGGAGAGAAAUCCAUAAAGGGAAAGGGAAAGCUCUUGAGCAUGUGCAGGCAGUGCUUGGUCCCAGCUUGGCCAGAGAAAUGCAGACAUGCUGUAGGACUGGAAGGCGGCAUCUCAGCUAGAGGCACCGGAGGCCUUUUUGACCACAGUGCUCAUCCGAGCCAUACCGGGGCAUUGCCAUGUGCCAAAGAGGUGUGAGGUUCUUGGGCUGCCUUCUGGUCCUGCAGCUGACAAUUACUAUGGCAGGAGGCCGCCGGUGCUCCGCCAAGAACUUUGGGGCGGAUACCAUGGUGUGCGAAUGCAACGCCACUUACUGCGAUGUGCUGGAGCCCGUCUUUCUUUCUCCUCGAGGCCAUUUCAUCAAGUACGAGAGCGACAAGGCCGGCCGGAGGUUGGAGCGGAGCGCGGGCCAGCUGCUCAGCCACCCUCCCCAGAAUGGAGGUCUCCUUUUGAGUCUCAAGGCCUCCGAGAAGUACCAGAAGCUCAAGGGCUUUGGAGGCGCCCUCACGGACUCGGCUGCGCAGAAUAUUCUGUCGCUGUCCCCGAAGGCCCGGGAGCAUCUUCUCAAAUCCUACUUUUCCGCAGAAGGGAUCGAGUACACCUUGGUGCGUGUGCCCAUGGCAAGCUGCGACUUCUCUCCGAGGCUGUACACGUACGAUGACAUGGAGGACGACUUUGAGCUGAGCAACUUCAGCCUGGCGGAGGAGGACACCAAGCUGAAGAUCCCUAUCCUCCAGCAGGCCCAGGCAGUGGCCUCCAAGCCGCUGCUGCUCUACGCAAGUCCCUGGACCGCUCCGGUGUGGUUGAAGACCAACGGAGCCAUGACCGGCCGUGGGACCCUCAGGGGGAAACCAGGGGACAAAUACCACAAGACAUGGGCCAACUACUUCAUCAGGUUCUUGGAUGAAUACGCCAAACAUAACUUGACCUUCUGGGCCGUGACGGCAGGGAACGAGCCCACGGCUGGAGAAAUCCUCUUCUACCCAUUCCAGUGUCUGGGCUUCACGCCCGAGCACCAGCGGGACUUCAUCGCCAAAGACCUGGGGCCCGCCCUGACCAACAGCUCCCACCAGGGUAUCAAACUCAUCAUCCUGGAUGACCAACAGUUGCUCCUCCCCCACUGGGCCGAAGUGGUCCUCAAGGACCCAGUGGCUUCCAGCUAUGUUAGCGGGAUUGGCAUCCACUGGUACUUGGACUUCCUGGCCCCGGCCUACCAGAUGCUGUCCUUGACUCACCAGCUCUUCCCCGGCUACUUCCUCAUCUCCACGGAGGCCUCGGCGGGGUUCAUGUUCUGGGAGCCUAGGGUGGUCCUAGGAAGCUGGGACCGAGGCAGCCAAUACAGCAACAGUAUCCUGAAGAGCCUCAAUAACUACGUCACAGGCUGGACCGACUGGAACCUGGCCCUGGACCUGGAAGGCGGCCCCAACUGGUGCCAGAACUACGUGGACAGCCCCGUCAUUGUGGACGCCGCCCGCGACGCCUUCUACAAGCAGCCCAUGUUCUACCACAUGGCGCACUUCAGCAAGUUCCUUCCUGAAGGCACCCAGCGUGUCGGCAUCUAUAGCAGCUGGAGGACCGCCUUGGAAUAUUCCGCCUUCCUGCGUCCGGAUGGUUCAGCGGUUGUGGUGGUCUUGAACAGGUUUCAGGAGGACAUCCCGUUUGGCAUCUCGGACCCUGGCGUGGGUUACAUCGAGGCAGUGGCCACUGCCGAUUCCAUCCAGACCUACCUCUGGAAGCGGCCCAUGGGGGGCCCAGAGGAGCCUGGCCUGAGCCUCCAGCACCAGGAGCAGUGACAACGCAGUGCUGAAAUGCUCUGUUCCCAUGAGAAGGGUCGACCGUGGCAGGCGGGGAGCGGGGCUGGUGUGGGGAUGGGUCUACUCCGUGGAGAGGCCUGCAUGAAGCUUCUUUUGUACGGCCACAAAGAGGGCUUGCCCUUCACUUCAUCCCGCCCAGGAGGAGCUGGGUUAACAUUUUGGAGAAUGCCCUUAAAAGCCAGGGGGAGCCCAACUCCUCGUCAUCAAGAAAGGCGCCUAGGGACUUUGUGUGUGUGUGUGUACGGGGUGGUAUAUAUACGUACUCAAUAAAACCGAUCAAUAAUCAA